Messenger RNA from Pediculus humanus corporis (human body louse), 1629 nucleotides. RefSeq names its product Matrix metalloproteinase, putative. Lineage: Eukaryota; Metazoa; Arthropoda; Insecta; Psocodea; Pediculidae. The record is from RefSeq and is a predicted model, not a curated record. Gene Ontology annotation, cellular component: extracellular matrix. The transcript has 10 exons. Gene Ontology annotation, molecular function: zinc ion binding; metalloendopeptidase activity. Bases 1 to 1629 code for a protein of 542 amino acids. Gene Ontology annotation, biological process: extracellular matrix organization; proteolysis; collagen catabolic process.
AUGGCAGUAUCAUAUUUUUGGCAAACUCAAAAUUUUUUAUUAUUAUUUAAAAUAAAAAAAAAAAAAAAAAACCUUGAAAAUUUUCUAAAGAUUUAUUUAUCUAAAUAUGGUUACUUACCACCAUCGGCGAGUAAUCCAUCCUCUGGAAAUCUCAUUUCCGAAGAAACAUUUUCCGAGGCCAUUGCCGAACUUCAAAGUUUUGCAGGCUUGAACGUAACCGGGAAAUUAGAUGCGGAUACUUUGGAACUUAUGGAAACGCCCAGAUGCGGUGUAAAAGACAAAGUCGGAGGUGUUACAUCAAAUUCCAGGAGUAAAAGAUACGCAUUACAAGGAAGCAGAUGGAAAGUACAUAAUUUGACUUAUAAAAUUUCAAAAUAUCCGAGAGCUUUGAAAAAAAGCGAAGUUGAUUCCGUUGUGGAAAGAGCAUUUAAAGUUUGGAGUGAUUACACGGAUUUGACUUUCACGUUGAAAAAAUCCGGAUCUGUUCAUAUAGAUGUUAGAUUUGAAAGAGGAGAACACGGAGAUGGAGAUCCUUUCGAUGGACGAGGAGGAACUCUGGCUCAUGCCUAUUUUCCAAUAUACGGAGGCGAUGCACAUUUCGACGAUGACGAAAGAUGGACGGUCAAGUCGUACAGUGGUACGAAUUUAUUUCAAGUUGCCGCUCACGAAUUUGGACAUUCUCUCGGACUCUCACAUUCCGAUAUAAGAAGUGCACUUAUGGCUCCCUAUUACAGGGGUUAUCAACCGUAUUUCGAAUUGGACAGCGAUGAUAUCAGAGGGAUUCAGAUUUUAUAUGGGAAAAAAUCCGGGAAUAAAGGAACCACGGAAUCUCCCAAUUCGAUUUACGACGAUGACGAAUUAUGUUCCCUAUCAUCCGUGGAUACAAUUUUCAUAGAUGCUAAAGAGAACACAUACGUUUUUAAGGGUGAUAAAUAUUGGAGAUUGACGGAUGACGGCAUGGCACCAGGUUAUCCGAAAACUAUAUCCAAAUCAUGGCCUGGAUUACCAUCGAACAUAGAUGCUGCUUUCACGUAUAAAAAUGGGAAAACGUAUUUUUUCAAGGGUGAUAAAUAUUGGAGGUUCAAUGGUAAAAAAAUAGACGGAGAUUAUCCGAAAUAUAUAUCGGAAGGUUUUGCUGGAAUUCCAAACAACGUCGACGCGGCAUUGGUUUGGAGCGGAAAUGGAAAAAUUUAUUUUUUCAAAGGUUCACAGUUUUGGAAAUUCGAUCCUUCGGCAAAACCUCCCGUAGGAAGUAAAUUCCCGAAACCUAUUUCCUACUGGGAAGGUAUCCCGGAUAAUUUAGAUGCCGCUUUACAAUACACGAACGGAUAUACUUAUUUUUUUAAAAAAGAUGGCUACUGGAGAUUUAACGACAGAGGAUUUAAGGUCGACACUGAUCAAAUACCAUUUCCGAGAUCUCUUAAACACUGGUGGUUGGGAUGUAAAAAAGCAACGAGAGGAACAUUAGGUAAUUUGGCACAUUAUAAAUUACAAGAGAACAGUUCAUUAAGUCAAAUUCAAGAAGAAGAAGAUGAGAAUAGAGAAAAAGUAGACGAUGUCAUCAUCGACAAUGGUAAGUUUUCUUUUCAUUAUUAUUUUCCAAAAACUUUUAAAACUCGCCAUUUUUAA